Messenger RNA from Cannabis sativa, 897 nucleotides. RefSeq names its product MLP-like protein 43. The record is from RefSeq and is a predicted model, not a curated record. NCBI's taxonomy places the organism in Eukaryota, Viridiplantae, Streptophyta, Magnoliopsida, Rosales, Cannabaceae. The transcript has 2 exons. Gene Ontology annotation, biological process: defense response. Bases 153 to 638 code for a protein of 161 amino acids.
CUUGGAAUAGAAAAAUAAGGAGAGAGAUGGCAAUCACGUGCCUUUGAUAUCUUUAUAAGAAAGAAGGCAAGGACACCCUUUUCUUUACCAAGCAAACUUAUUUUCCCUUCUUUGCAUUAUAAUAAUUGGAAUCUUGAAUUAUUGAUUAAGAUAUGGAAACAGCUGUGGAAGAAAGUCUUUACGGUAAACUAGAGACUGAUGUAGAAAUCAAAGCUUCAGCCUCUAAAUUCCAUGACAUCUUCAAGCACAGACCACACCACAUCUCAAACCACUCCACUGACAAAAUCAAAGGUGUUGAUAUUCACGAAGGCGAAUGGGGAACUGUUGGCUCUGUCAUCUUCUGGAAUUAUGUUCAUGAUGGGAAAGAAUGUGUGGCUAAGGAAAUAGUGGAGGCUAUAGAUGAUGAAAAGAAUUUAAUAACUUUUAGAGUAAUUGAAGGAGACCUUAUGGAGCACUUCAAAAGCUUCAAACUGACUAUUCAGGCCAACUGCAAAAGUGAUAAGGGUGAAGAGGGCUGCACCGUGCACUGGACUUUAGAAUAUGAGAAGCACCAUGGGGAAAUCAUAGACCCUCAUACCUUGCUCCAGUUUGUGGCUGAUGUCUCCAAAGAUCUAGAAUCUCAUCUACUUGAGGACUAGUGGUAUGGUCACCAUAUGUAAGUGUGUGUGUGUAUGGUGAUUUUUGCUCCUAUAUAAGCCUACUUAUUGUACUAAAUAUUAAAUAAAUUGUGGGCGGGAGUGAACAUAUAUAUAUACAUAUGUGUAUUGUAUGUAUAUGUGUAUAUGAUUAAGGGGUCACUGUAAUCCUCAGUUUCUGUCAAAUUGGGUGUGCGGAUUUUAAGUUUGGUGUUAAUCUUGUAAUAUGUAUGGGUAAUGUGCAACGGUAUUUUUUAUAUUA